GUAAGCCUGGAAAUGUGCACGCUGGCGUGGAGCCGCCCGACGACUAAAUCCGCCGAGCCGCAGCUGAGAAAUGUGACGCUCAACGUGGAACCCGGAUCACUCAUGGGAAUCGUUGGCUUCGUCGGCAGCGGCAAGUCCUCGCUGCUGUCGGCCAUCCUCGGGGACAUGCAGUGCCUCGAAGGAAGUGUUGUACGCACGGGCCGCAUAGCGUACGUGCCUCAGUUGCCGAACGUGCACAACAUGACCAUACGGGACAACAUUCUUUACGGCCGGCCCAUGCAUCCGGGCAACUACGAACGCGUGCUUCGCCGCUGCCAGCUCAUGAACGACCUCAACAAGAUUCCAGCGGGGGACGCGGCUGAAGUGGGAGAGAAGGGUACGAAUCUCAGUGGUGGCCAGAAUCAGCGAAUAUCAUUGGCUCGAGCGGCGUACAGCAACAGUGAUGUGUACCUCCUUGACGAUCCGCUCAGCGCACUCGACCCGGCGGUGGCCAACAACAUCUUCCGCGAAGUCCUGGGACCGUCCGGUCUUCUCCGGAACAAGACUCGCAUUAUGGUUUGCAACCAAGGACCGUACCUGCGUCACAUGGAUAAGAUUGUAUUCGUACACGACAAGAGAGCAACGGUGUACACAUCUAUCAACGAUCUGCUGAAAGACCCAGCGUCGCCACAGAAUUUCCAAGCGGCUUUAAAGCAAGAUCAUCUGGGGUUCACUACUGCAGACAGCACUGCCCUUGAGCAGGAUGAAGAGAACGACUCUGUGGGAAGAAUAACGGAAGAAGAACUGGCUCAAUCAAACAAGACCGGCCUGCAGCUUCUCCUGGCUCUCGUCCGUUUCUCGCAAUGGCCCGCGAUGGCAGGCGUGGCCGUGCUAACCGCGGCAGCCGUGGCAAAUGGGAUGCAGCAGCUCUGGAUCAAGUCGUGGACGGACGCCUCCACCGCUGAUCCUGACGGCGCGGCAGCGGCACGGCGGUACUGGGUCGGAGGACUCGUCGGCAUCUGCAUUGCCAACGUGCUGUGCCGCCUGCUGGGCGGCGUGCUGCUGGCGGCCACUGCACGCCUCAUAUCUGGUUCGCUGCACCGCGCCAUGCUGGAAGGUGUGCUUCUCAGUCCGGUGUCUUUCUUCGACGCGUCGCCCAGGGGCCGGGUGCUCAACCGGUUCGCCGGGGACCUGGACAGCGUGGAUGCCGAUUCGUUUCUUUGCGGCAAGCAGUUCCUCCAGGGGUCGCUGAUCACAGUCGCCAGCAUCGCGGUGGUUGCCACGCAGGCACCCCUGGUGGUCGCGGUCACUGUAGUUGUCGCCGUCCUCACCGCAAGGGGCUUUAGCUUGGCUUUUAGCGCUUCGAAUAGCUCGCGCUACUUCGAGAGCGUGUCCACUUCGAAGCUGCUGCAGCACAUGACCGAGACCCUGGAGGCGUUGAGCAGCGUGCGAGCGUACGGCGUCCUGGACAGGUUCCGGCGGCACUUCUUUCGGCUAGAGGACACGUGCGUGCGCGGUCAUUCGUCCUUCUGCGCCUGCUACCGUUUCACGCGGUCCCUGACGGCAGCGGGCGGGUUCGUGGUCGUGCUCGCAGCUAUGCUCUUCAACACCGUGGGCACGGCGACGCCCGACCCGAGCAGCUUGGGACUCGCCCUCAGCUCAGCCACGUCGGCUGAUGUCGACAGGAAACCUGGAGGAGAAAAACAGGCGUUGAACUGCGUGGCUUUGUCCGAGGAUUGGCCGUCGGAAGGUAGAGUCGCGUUUCAGGACUACUCCGCUUCGUACCGACCUGGAAUCGCACCCAACGUUCUCAACGGGAUCACUUUCACUGUGCAGCCUACGCAGAAGGUGGGCGUCGUAGGACGGACGGGAGCCGGCAAGUCUUCUCUCGUACUCGCCCUUUUGCGCAUCCUUAGAGCUUCGCAAGGACGCAUCCUCAUCGACGGCGUCGACAUUGCGGAAGUUCCACUGAAAAGACUGCGCCGGGCCAUCACCGUCAUUCCGCAGGAUCCCAGCCUGGUUCGAGGCACCUUGCGCAUGAACUUGGAUCCGACAGGGUCGCACUCCGAAGACCAGCUGUGGCAGGCGCUGCACCACGUCCAUCUGGACGCCUUGGUUAAGGGUCACCCUGUCGGACUGGACAUGGAGACCGCUGACGGGGGCACGAACCUCAGUGUCGGUCAGCGGCAGCUGGUGUGUCUCGCCCGCGCCCUGCUGCGUGGCUCCAAGGUGUUGCUGCUGGACGAAGCCACCUCGCAGAUGGAUGGCGACACGGACCGCCUCAUCCAGGCGACGCUCAGGGAGGCCUUCGGGAACAGCACGCUGAUCGCCAUAGCACACCGGAUUCACACCGUGCUCGACUACGACAGAAUACUCGUCAUGGAUGAGGGAAGAGUGAGGGAGUACGACACGCCCGCCUGUCUGCUCUCCGAUCGUAGUAGCUGCUUCUACAAGAUGGCCGUGGAUGCUGGCGUCGCGGCCGAUCAAAGCGAUCGCAUACUCGCCAUCGCAUCGUUGUGAAAAGACCUUUCUAAAUAAACAUUAUAGAUACAGUGAAGAUGCUGCUGCUGAGGCGGCAGCUGCAACAUGGUGGACGUCGAUGACGCCAAGUCCGGCAUUUCGACACCGAACUUAGUAUCAGAUUAAAAUCAACGUGUAAGCAUUUCACACCCUUCAUACUUGUUUUGUGUAGUCCUUUCGCGAGCGAGAAG
Molecule: messenger RNA, 2690 nt
Organism: Dermacentor silvarum
Lineage: Eukaryota; Metazoa; Arthropoda; Arachnida; Ixodida; Ixodidae
Product: ATP-binding cassette sub-family C member 3-like
Biological process (GO): transmembrane transport
Cellular component (GO): membrane
Molecular function (GO): ATP binding; ATP hydrolysis activity; ABC-type transporter activity
Source: RefSeq, a predicted model, not a curated record